Anopheles gambiae (African malaria mosquito) is the source of this 4352-nucleotide messenger RNA. RefSeq names its product ras-related protein Rab-8A (gene Rab8). Lineage: Eukaryota; Metazoa; Arthropoda; Insecta; Diptera; Culicidae. The record is from RefSeq and is a predicted model, not a curated record. Bases 2204 to 2830 code for a protein of 208 amino acids. The transcript is spliced from 5 exons. Gene Ontology annotation, molecular function: GTPase activity; GTP binding. Gene Ontology annotation, biological process: regulation of exocytosis; cellular response to insulin stimulus; protein secretion. Gene Ontology annotation, cellular component: endosome; trans-Golgi network transport vesicle; plasma membrane.
GCUGCAGUAGCACUACGCAGUUAUCCAGUGUUUCGCAGGCCUGCUAGCUCUUUCAUGUCACUUUACAUGGCUCAAUUGUCGGGCUCCCCUCUCCCUACUGCACGGAGCUGGGCUACUCGCUUGCCUUCAGGAUCGCAAUACCCUCUUUUUUUUCUUUCGCUUUUCUAUUGGACAAGCGCACGCCCACACAGUCGCAAAUUUGAUCCUUUUUAACAAAAACACAGCACACUACACCUUACACACAUACACACAAUCACACAAACGCGGCGGCGGCGUGAGAACGGGUGGGAGGUGUGCCCCUAUGUUUACUUGUUUACCACCGCGCCUAUACUUUUCGCUUUCCCCGUUGUAACAUGCUUUCGGACAACAUGCGCUGAAGAUAGCGGGUUAAGCAGCAGCAGCAAUCAGCACAAGCAAUUUUUUCAUUGCGUCACACUUUCUUUAACUUGAACCACCUUCUGGGGUCGCACCACCGUGUAAUCAGCCUUUGCGGUUCACUCUUAGCCCUUUCUGCUGCUGCCCCCUUUCGCUUCCUUGCGACUCAACAGGAAAACCCCAUCGCUCACAGAUCGGCAGGCCGCGAAAAAUUCACCCCGUCUGCGUGCGCGGCGAUAGUGGUGGUAGUACAACGCAAUUCGAGGCCCUUGUUUUGUACACUAGCUGCUGCUGACCGUCGUGGAUACGUCGCACCACACAGAAAAAUCAAACGCUGAUUGCACAUAAAAACACACAUACACACACGCGCGCUAGGGAACAUAAAAACACUGCAACUCGUCGUCUGCUGUGUGUGGCUACUUAAACUACUGUAGCCACACGGCCGCAAAGCGCACAAUAGCGACGAUUGAUUUAGCUACGCGGUGAUUAAUCUAAAACACCUGACACCGUUCCCUUCUAAACCAUAUUCCAGCGGGACACACACUAGCGAAUUCCUCCGUUUUCCGCAAUGGAAUUGUUUAAAGGUCUCUUCUUGGAAUCUGUUCGCUCCAAACGUCAAACCGCUCGGUACAGUGGACUUAUGCGAAUGGAGCAAGGGGACAAAAUUGAUCAUGUUUAUUUUAUACGCUCUUAUUUCUCUGUUUAUUUUACUGGUUUUCAGUUUUUUUCACUUACGACUGAAGUGAAAAUCGUAUCUAAAUCGGAUCUCUGCACUUUAUCUUGUUUUUAUUCGCUUAUUCCUUACUUUUUGUUGUGACCAAACAGACCCAUCACUACACACUGAGCCACUAGUGCGUUGACAGCCUGCGGUUGACUGAGCAACUUCCACCUGUUAUCUGUCAAAAUGCUCCAGUUGCUCACUUUGCUUCAAUCGCAGAUUUUCCGAUACUCAGCGUCGUGCAAACAUAAACCAACCCAUUUUAUAAGCUCCCCAAAAAAUCGUUCCACAAUUUGCGCUGGAAUCGUGACAAUAUUUGGUGAAAAACAUCGACUCUCCAUUUUCCGAUGACCAAAACCCAGCACUUCGUGCCAAUCGGGGGCGCUUUGACGUGCCAGUUUGACGUUUGCUGCGUGCGUGAUUGAAACAAAAAGCGACGUUCAAGUCCAUUUUCCCAUUUUCCCGUUUUCGUUUUACGUUGUUACGCUAGACAGUAGAAAAAACCUCCACAGAACGGUGUGGCAAAAGGAAAGUUUUUUUUAAAUAAUUUCAUCUUUCGUCGGCUUUAUUACCAACUCCGGAACGGUGCGUAGGCUCGCACAGCCUGUCGAAACUUUGCCAGCACCCGUGUGUUGGUGUGUUAUCCUCUGCCGCGUUGUUCGCUUGCUAUUAGCAAGUUUUCAUCGUCAUCGGACUCAUCAUAUCGCAUACGCGAAUCGAAGCAAGGAGCACCACCACCGCCGUGUUACCGCCACCUUCAGAUCCGUUCUCGCCUUUCGCCUUGACUCGAUUGCUCCGUGCUUCGAGCCAGUUCUUCAACCGCGGCGACCGCGAACCCAGCUGCAUGCGAAUUGAUUCUAGGGCUCGUGUGAAAGUGUCGGAUUUGGAAAUCGUGCACUGCCGGGUGUGAAUUGUACGCUUUGUGAGGACCUCGCCGCGGAACGGAGUGUUUUUUUUGUCUCUCCCGUUUGCACCUCGCCCUGACAGAUCACAAAGCAACCGUGUAGUGUCGACGACCCGGACUCCCCACAGCAGCAGCAGCACCAGCAGUAACAGCAGUAACAGCAGUUUCAGUGCCCAAAGUCCAACGAAGUAACAGCAGCAGCAGAGAUGGCGAAAACGUACGACUAUCUGUUCAAACUUUUACUGAUCGGCGAUUCCGGCGUUGGCAAAACCUGCAUACUGUUCCGCUUUUCGGAGGAUGCCUUCAAUACCACAUUCAUCAGUACAAUCGGUAUCGAUUUCAAAAUCCGAACAAUCGAUCUGGACGGGAAAAAGAUAAAACUGCAAAUAUGGGACACAGCGGGACAGGAACGAUUCCGUACAAUCACGACCGCCUAUUACCGGGGAGCCAUGGGCAUCAUGCUGGUAUACGACAUCACACAGGAGAAAUCGUUCGAGAACAUUAAAAACUGGAUUAGAAACAUCGAAGAAAAUGCGGCAGCCGACGUGGAAAAGAUGCUGCUCGGCAAUAAGUGUGAGCUUAAUGAAAAAAGACAGGUUACCCGAGUCCGUGGUGAACAGCUAGCUGUAGAGUAUGGUAUUAAAUUUAUGGAAACAUCUGCGAAGGCAAGCAUCAACGUGGACGACGCGUUUUUCACUCUUGCCCGGGAUAUUAAGUGUAAAAUGGAAAAGCGAAUGGAAGCAAACAACCCACCGAAAGGUGGCCAUCAGCUUAAGCCGCAGGUCGAACCACGGAAGGCACCGAGUUGGUUAUCGAAGUGCAAUCUGUUUUGACCUUGCAAUAGUCCUAUUAAUAAUUAUUACUUUUUUAUAUAACACACUAAAUAAUAAUUAUCACUAUUAUUAUUUAAAAUGUAUGUAAACGGCUGGUGUCGAGGGACAACGGAUUCGCAAAUGCAACAUUCAUCACUACACGUCACAUUCUCUCUCUCACACACACACACACACACACAUACACACCGAAAUGGGGUGGAAGGGAGAAAGAUUUCUCCUCUUCACUUGAUUUUGCCCGAAAUGUAAAAGCGCAAAACAAACGAAGCGUUUUCACGCGGACGUUGGCUCAUGGAGUUUGUAAAAUGGAUUCGUCAUACAUAUUCUCAGAUCGAACCGAUUCAAGGGUGGUGAUUUCUGAAAAAAGGCAUUCUUACACUUUAAGAAUGCACACACACACACACUGCGUAAGUUAGGAUGUAUUUUACGACACAAAUCCAUUCGAACGAAAGGAAAACAAAAGCAAUUGAAAGGAAAUCGCUUCGAAACGAAUGUUAGGCUUUUCUGUUUUAGAGUAACGAUGGUUUCGGAAGAGCAUGGAAUUCUAGAACUCAACAUUCAAUAUUCUUCGACAAUGGCUGUAGCUGUUUUUUGGAAGGGAAACAUGUAAAGCAAAGCGCGUCGCUCUAGGAAAUAGAGAUGUCAUCAUUAAACCCCCAUUACCAUCAUGUGUGUAUUUUUGUGCAAAGCCACAAAACACAACGGUGAGAACACUUCAGCGGCAGGGUAGCGGAAUUGUGGGUAGGGGAAGUUUUCCUUUACCAUUCCUUACGCGUCCAUCUGGAUUACGAUCCUUUUCUAUAGGCUCAACACAGACUCCUUUGCUAAAAUCAGUUGAAAAAGUGGCCCCGAAAAAGCAAUAAACGCAUGUAAACAGUCAACAACAAUGGCCAUGCGUCCAGGAGAGCGUAGUCGUCGUACCAAUUACCGCCCAUCAUUCCAUCAGCAACAUAGUUGAUAUUGUUUUAUCGUGUCUCGCGUAAGCUUGCUGACGACCAAGUCGUUGUAACGUAAAUUAUGAUACGUAAACACACCAAUAGGCAGGGCUAAACAAACAUUAUUUGCGGAUUUCGUAUCUCCUCUAGACAUAGUUGUGGUGUGAGCAGUCCAGACCGCAAGAGGUAGACAGAAUGCGAUGCAAACUCCUCCUCGAUCAUUCAUCGUUAUCAUUGCACGAUGCAGCUCCUCCGGUGCCAGAAUCACAGAAUGCAAAACUGUAGUUCCCGUGUCAGUACCAUAACCAUAAUAUCGUGUGCGCUUGGGCAUGUCUGUACUCUGCAGCAAUGGUACAUGUGCGUUUACGUGGCCAGGAACUGGUUGGGAGGGAAAACCUCACGUCGGACCUCUCGUUCUUCUUCGCUCAAUCCUUUCAUUUCAUUCACCCCGCCCACACACACACACACGCGCGAACAUUCAUAUGGUAUACUCUUUUUGAAAGGUCAAAUUAACGUGAUCCGGGGAAUGUGUGGGUUGAUGGAUGUAGAAUUUAAAAAAUAAUAAAAAAAAAAAUCUGAAACGCAUAAAA